Messenger RNA from Boeremia exigua, 756 nucleotides. RefSeq names its product long chronological lifespan protein 2. The transcript is spliced from 2 exons. The coding region runs from base 73 to 426 and encodes 117 amino acids. The record is from RefSeq and is a predicted model, not a curated record. Lineage: Eukaryota; Fungi; Ascomycota; Dothideomycetes; Pleosporales; Didymellaceae.
CAGCAACAUCGUCACUUCUUGAGUAACUCCCAACUUGCACAGUCACUACGUACAAGAUCAGAUACAGCGACCAUGCUCAAACUUCUCCUUCUUCUCGGUCUCUGGACGCUUACGGCGACCGCGCAAUUCGGCUUUUUUGAUCAAAUGUUCGGCGGCAACGGACAGCAACAGCAGCAGCAGCAAGCCAACGUGCGAAGCGACAGUUCGUGGUACCAGGCACAGUACGAGAACGCACAAUGCUCACACUACCUCUGCCCCGGCACCCUCUCCUGCGUACACUUCCCCCACCACUGCCCCUGCGCAUGGGAGGCCACCGAAGACAAGGUCGAACUGGGCGAAGGAAUUGCGAUCUGUGGUAGCAAGGGCGGGUGGAAGGACGGCGAGUUUGCCCAGAAGGUCGACUUGGCUAGGAAGGGGCUGCUCUGAGAUGAUGGAAGGACCGGGAGUCAGAGUCAAUAGAUGAUGGGAUGCGGGGACAGCGGAAUAUUAUGGGGGAGUCACUCAGGCGGACAAGGUGGCUGCGAGAUAUGAACAAGAAGACACAAAUACAAAAAAAACGACAUAAGGAUCUAGCCUCGAUGGAGAUUGACACAGAUGAUUUUCAUGAUGUUUGUUGGUAUCGCGUAUUAACCAAAUCUUACGAGCCUUGCCGAGCUCAUGCUAUCAAACAUCCAUAAGGCAUCGUGUAAGUGCCUCGUUGUAUCCAUACGCAUAUCUCGAUGAAUGCCAUCUUCCCGACUGCUGGCCAGAACCAGG